Messenger RNA from Anolis sagrei ordinatus, 1662 nucleotides. RefSeq names its product receptor accessory protein 4 (gene REEP4). Lineage: Eukaryota; Metazoa; Chordata; Lepidosauria; Squamata; Anolidae. Gene Ontology annotation, cellular component: endoplasmic reticulum membrane; cytoplasmic microtubule. The record is from RefSeq and is a predicted model, not a curated record. Gene Ontology annotation, molecular function: microtubule binding.
CUGCCCCAGUUGGGAAACCGGCCCUUCCUGUGUGGGAGGGAGAGGAGCAUCCCAGAAGGGGUGUUUUGAGUGGCUCCUUGGAAGUCUUAACUCUGCAAUACGCCUCUCCUUUGAUCCUCAUUUGGGGCAGGGGCUUCCUUUCUUUGGAGCCACCAUGGAAGCCCUGAAGGCCAAGGCGGUGCGCCAGGCCAAGAAGUACGGUCUCUGGCUCCUAGCCGGACUGUACCGCUGCUGGCCGGCUUUCCUGACCCCACCGUUCCGUUACAGGCUGAUCUUUGGGAUGCUCUACCCUGCCUAUGCCUCCUACAAGGCCGUGAAGACAAAGAACAUCCGGGAAUACGUGCGCUGGAUGAUGUACUGGAUCGUGUUUGCCCUCUUUAUGGCCACCGAGACUGUUGCAGACACCUUCAUUUCUUGGUUCCCCUUCUACUAUGAAAUCAAGAUGGCCUUUGUGGUGUGGCUCCUGACGCCUUACACCAGGGGAGCCAGCCUGCUCUACCGCAAGUUCAUCCACCCGACUCUCUCCCGCAAGGAGAAGGAAAUUGACCAGUUGAUCCUGCAGGCCAAAGAGCGCAGCUACGAGACCCUUGUGAACUUUGGGAAGAAGAGCCUCAACGUGGCUGCAACGGCUGCUGUGCAGGCCGCCCACAAGAGCCAAGGGGCCCUGGCCGGACGCCUGCGCAGUUUCAGCAUGCAGGACCUGCGCAACAUUCCCGACGCAGCGCCCGUCCAUUACUCUGACCCGCUCUACCUGGAGGAGGAGCAGCUCCGGCGACGGCCGAUUGGAUGGAGGGCAGCUUCCCAACUGCAGGGCUCCGAUAGCAACGAGGAGGACUGCUGGUCAGACUCUGGCCUCUCCGCCAGCCCCCGGCUUCAGGGCAAGGAGCCCGGGCUGCCAAAGCCGCUGGCCAGGAGCCAAAGCCUCCGCAUUGUGAGGAAGAAACCCCCCACCAAAGAGGGCUCUGUGAGGCUGGUGCGCGGCCGCCCCAGGAAGAAGGUGGUCGACCAGGAGAACUAGAGGCCACAUUGACAAAAACGUCUAAGGACGAUUGGGUUCACCUGUCUGCUCAUGAUGCCGCCUUCAGCCCGAGGAAUGCCUUUCUUUCAGACUUUUUCCUCAAAGGCAGCUACAUCCAAAGGGGGCCAAAGAUGUGUUGCUGGCAUUGGCGACAGAGGAAACAGCUGCUGGACGGCCGUAGCUUUUAAUGGGGAGGCCUCGAGGGGUCCCUCCCUCGUUCCCUUCAAUUUCUAAGGGGCCAAACUUUGCAGGGUUCAUCCUUUAAUCCAAAGUGCCUUUUCCCAUCUUCUCUUUGUGCCUCUUGCCUUUCGCCAUGUGCCUUUUCUCAGCAUCAGGUACACGGUUGCGCCAUUGAAACGGCCUGCCUUUUUGAAGCGGUGCCAAUGGCACAGAGACUGGCUUCACAUCCCGAAACACUAUGGGUUUUGGAGCUGUGGCUGAUGAGAAACCAAAGCAAACCCACAGCCUCUUGGGUUCCCCUUUUGCCAGAGAAGGACCUCGAUCCGGCUCAAUCGCUCACAUUCCCUUCUCUCUGUGAAAACACUAACUUGGCUACUACUUGAAGACCACCACAGGCUCAGACACUUAAAUGUAUUUGUAACGUUUUAAUAUUAUUUUUAAAUAAACACAUUUUGUCUUGUAAA